CCCAAACCCCCCACACACACGUUCCUUGUUUAACGCUCAGGAGCCGCCGCUAAUUGCGUGUGUGAAAAUGUAAAAGUUGUUCCAGUGUGAUACUUUCCUCACAUAAUAUGGAACGGCUGCUCGCUGCUCCCCCAGUGGAAGCUGCAGAACAUGGCUGCUCUAUGCUCUACACACACUUGGCCCGUGAUGCCCGUGUAGUUAGCAGGGAGCGCGGCAUGAGAGGAGGAUGAAGAGAGGCAGACGGCCGCAUGCGAUUGGAUGUGCAAUGAGUCGCUGGGCGCCUGCUGCUACUGCUGCUGCUGCUGCUGCACUUCCCCGCUUCCCUGACAGCUGCAAAGGAGAGAAGGAGAAUUUUUAGCAAGUAAGGCAAUUUGGAGUGACAUGCACAGGAUCCCUCCCCCUGCACAGCCACUGAUUAACCAGGACUUGCAAUGGGCUCAGCGCAACAACCCUGACGAUCUGGAUUGGGGAACAGCACCGAAUAGAGGAUCUGCCGACAAAGGGAAUUGCCCGAGGGGUGUCUGUUCCAUCUUUUAGAAGUUUUACUCGGCUCUAGCAGUUCCCAGUUAAAUUUAUGUAUGGCUCAACUAAAGUUGCAGCCUCUGGCAUCGUCCUUUCUUCAUUUUGGACUGGUCACGUUUAUCCUUUUCCUUCAGAGUUUGCAUGUUGAUGCUGGUGCCAGCCACAAUCCCGAAAAUACAGUACAGAAUGACACUUGUUCAGGAUCAUAUGAGUGCAAGGAGGGUGUCAUUUUACCGAUAUGGUACCCAGAAAAUCCAUCUAUGGGGGAUAAAAUUGCCAGAGUCAUUGUGUACUUUGUGGCAAUGAUUUACAUGUUUCUUGGCGUCUCCAUUAUUGCAGACCGCUUUAUGGCCUCCAUUGAAGUUAUAACAUCACAGGAAAGAGAGAUUGUCAUAAAAAAGCCCAAUGGAGAGACUUCUACUACCACCAUUCGGGUAUGGAAUGAGACUGUCUCUAACUUGACCCUCAUGGCUCUUGGCUCAUCAGCACCUGAAAUCCUCUUGUCUUUGAUUGAGGUAUGUGGUCAUGGAUUUCUUGCAGGUGAUCUUGGCCCAUCUACUAUAGUUGGAAGUGCAGCUUUUAACAUGUUCAUUAUUAUGGCACUCUGUGUCUAUGUCAUACCCGAUGGAGAAGUUAGAAGAAUAAAGCACCUCAGAGUAUUUUUUGUCACGGCCGCAUGGAGCAUCUUUGCAUAUAUAUGGUUAUACAUGAUACUUGCCGUGUUCUCUCCAGGAGUAGUGCAAGUCUGGGAAGGUUUACUCACUUUAUUUUUUUUCCCAGUGUGCGUUGUUCUUGCAUGGGUGGCUGAUAAACGCCUUCUGUUCUACAAAUACAUGCACAAAAAGUAUCGUACUGAUAAACACAGGGCAAUAAUGAUUGAGACAGAGGCAGAUCAUCCAAAAGGGAUUGAAAUGGAUGGAAAAGUGAUGAAUUCUCAUUUUCUAGAUGGGAAUCUCUUGAAUAUGGAUGGUAAAGAAGUGGAUGAAUCACGAAGAGAUAUGAUUAGAAUCCUUAAGGAGUUAAAACAGAAGCAUCCUGAGAAGGACUUGGACCAGUUAGUAGAAAUGGCAAACUAUUAUGCUUUGUCUCAUCAGCAGAAAAGCAGAGCUUUUUACCGUAUACAAGCCACUAGAAUGAUGACAGGAGCAGGUAAUAUUUUGAAAAAACAUGCUGCUGAGCAGUCCAAGAGAAGUUCCAGCUUGCAAGAUAUCUGCAUAGAUGAGUCCGAGGAGUUUGUGUCGAAGAUUUAUUUUGAUCCCUGCUCCUAUCAGUGUCUUGAGAACUGUGGUGCUGUUCUUUUAACAGUGGUGAGGAAGGGCGGUGACAUUUCAAAAACUGUUUUUGUUGACUACAAGACAGAAGAUGGCUCAGCCAAUGCAGGUGCUGAUUAUGAGUUCACUGAGGGGACAUUAGUCUUCAAGUCAGGAGAAACCCAAAAGGAGUUUUCAGUUGGGAUUAUUGAUGAUGAUAUAUUUGAAGAAGAUGAGCAUUUCUUUAUAAGGCUUAGCAAUAUACGAAUAGGGGGGGCACCAGAGCCAGCAGAGAUCAAUAGCUUUAGUUAUCCAAAAGCUGUCCUUGUCUCACCCUAUGUUGCUUCAAUUACUAUCUUGGAUGAUGACCACGCUGGCAUAUUUACAUUCGAAUGUGACAUAAUACGUGUUAGUGAAAGCAUUGGUGUCAUGGAGGUUAAAGUUCUUAGGACAUCAGGUGCUAGAGGAACAGUCAUAGUGCCAUUUAGGACAGUUGAGGGGACAGCCAAAGGAGGUGGAGAAGAUUAUGAAGAUUCUUAUGGAGAACUGGAAUUCAAGAAUGAUGAAACUGUCCAAACUAUUCAGAUCAAAAUAUUUGAUGACGAGGAGUAUGAGAAAAACAAGACUUUCUUCAUUGAACUGAGGGAGCCCCACCUUGUGGACCUGAGUGUACAGAAAGCUCUGCUGUUGAAUCACGCAGCAGAUCUUGCAGAAAGGAAGUUGUCCGUGGAGGAGGAGGAAGCCAAACGAAUUGCUGAAAUGGGCAAACCAAUUUUGGGAGAGCACCCCAAGCUUGAAGUCGUCAUUGAAGAAUCAUAUGAGUUUAAGAGCACUGUGGACAAGUUGAUUAAGAAGACCAACCUAGCUUUGGUAGUAGGGACACAUUCAUGGAGGGAUCAGUUCAUGGAAGCUAUUACUGUCAGUGCGGCUGGAGAUGAAGAAGAUGAUGAUUCUGGAGAGGAAAGGCUGCCAUCUUGUUUUGACUACGUCAUGCAUUUCCUGACCGUGUUCUGGAAAGUGCUUUUUGCCUGUGUGCCUCCCACUGAAUAUUUAAAUGGAUGGGCUUGUUUUGUGGUGUCAAUUAUUAUCAUUGGCAUUCUCACUGCAAUCAUUGGAGACCUUGCCUCACAUUUUGGCUGCACCAUUGGUUUGAAAGACUCUGUAACCGCAGUGGUGUUUGUAGCUUUUGGCACAUCCGUGCCUGAUACAUUUGCAAGUAAAGUGGCUGCUACCCAGGAUGUGUAUGCAGAUGCUUCAAUUGGAAACGUGACUGGCAGUAACGCAGUUAAUGUGUUUCUGGGUAUUGGUCUGGCAUGGUCUGUGGCUGCCAUCUACUGGGCCUCACAAGGACAGGAGUUUCAUGUGUCUGCAGGCACCUUAGCAUUCUCCGUAACCCUCUUCACCAUUUUCGCAUUUGUCUGCAUCAGCGUCUUGCUGUACAGGAGGCGACCUCAUAUUGGUGGAGAACUGGGUGGCCCCAAGAGCUACAGACUUGCCACAACUUUGCUUUUUGUGACCCUGUGGUUACUUUACAUCUUGUUUGCUACACUGGAGGCAUAUUGUUAUAUUAAGGGGUUCUAAAGUGAGGCCAGAUUAAAACCAGCAACCUACGUGCUGCUCUCACUCUGCAUUAGACUCCCUACUCAAGAUAGUAGGAGCAGAAGGAAUACCAGCCAAUGAAAAACCAUCUUUGGAACUGCUGGCUGAUAACAACAACCUGAUCCAAAGGACAUUCAGACUGGUACUAUGGGUUGAAGUGCAUUAUAAGAGGUAGUGGUACUCAGAAAGCCAAGAACCCCUAUUAAAAUGUCAAGCGCUUUCUAGUCAGUACCACUAUAAGAUGCUAACAAACAGGUUAGGUGAUAUGGUUUGAAAUUCAUUCUUUUUAUUUAUUUAUUUUUUGAAUAAAAUAGCUAAUGUGCCACUCGGUAGCAAGUUACACGGCAGUUUAACCAUGAACUCAAUAAUCAGAUGGUUUAGAACCAGCAAUUAUGUUUCUGAUGUAUUUGUUUUGACUUUGUUUCCCCCGCUCUCUAAGGAGUUGCUUUACACCUUUCUUAUUUAUUCUCUAUUUAUGCUAUGUCAUUCAUAUAACAGCAUUUAAAGCUCAGAAGCACCUCCAUUUUGAAACUUACUGGGGAAUAGAUAAAUGGUUAUUUCCUGUUUCUUAUUUUUUUUUCUCAUGACAGAUCGAAGGGAACGGAAAUGGGGAAUGCCAAGGAAUAGAAUUAAAGCCUAUUUUAAUAUCUAGAACUAUUGUUUGAUACAGGCAACAUAAGGGUGAGAAAAGAGUAUUUAAAAACAAAUAGGAACAUUGUUAUGGAGUUGGCUGUGCUCACAAGUUUAUGCCUUUUAUAUGGCAUAUAUAAAACAAAAAAUGGUGAGUGUGUGUUAGGAUUCUUUUAACUCUCAAAACCGGUUUCCACCACGUACGGUAUCUUCACAAAUGGUUUGCCAAUGUCUGCUGUGGCAGAAGUUGAUGUUAGCAGACUUCUUGCCCACAUAUCACUUCUCCCUAUGCUUUGGGUGUUUAGCCCGUUACUGCAUUUUUAUUAACAAAUGUGACACAUUGAUGUAAAUCCCACAUUUUCAGCUUUGAUCUUGAUGGUUAUAUGUUUUGCUUUUCCAACACCUUAAUAAUUUGCUCCAUGUUUUUUUACCGUAUCCAAGCCCGUCAACAUGAAGUGGGACUGUUCAGGGAUUAAAAUAUCAUUUA
Messenger RNA from Xenopus laevis (African clawed frog), 4488 nucleotides. It is a transcript of the gene slc8a3.L, whose product is annotated as solute carrier family 8 (sodium/calcium exchanger), member 3 L homeolog. Lineage: Eukaryota; Metazoa; Chordata; Amphibia; Anura; Pipidae. Gene Ontology annotation, cellular component: postsynapse; sarcolemma; membrane. The coding region runs from base 579 to 3353 and encodes 924 amino acids. Gene Ontology annotation, molecular function: calcium:sodium antiporter activity. The record is from RefSeq and is a predicted model, not a curated record. Gene Ontology annotation, biological process: cell communication; metal ion transport; calcium ion import across plasma membrane. The transcript is spliced from 8 exons.